CAGCAUUUGACAUUCACAAAACACGUCAGCCGGUGGGAUUAUUUUGUAUUUUUCUUCAUUAACAACAUAACAAUCCCCUAAAAUUACUAAUUAUAAUUUAAAUAUCAACAUAUUAUGUCUGCAAGUGAACAUAAAUACAGCAUUUUGCUUCCUACAUACAAUGAGAAGGAAAACUUACCAAUUAUCAUAUGGCUUAUUGUAAAGUAUCUCAGCGAAAGUGGCCACAAAUAUGAAAUUAUUGUAAUUGAUGAUGGUAGUCCCGAUGGCACUUUAGAUGUGGCUAAAGAUUUGCAGAAAAUAUAUGGUGAGGAGACCAUAGUGCUUCGACCGCGCGGUUCUAAAUUAGGUCUUGGUACUGCGUACAUACACGGCAUUAAGCAUGCGACAGGUGAUUUUAUUAUCAUAAUGGAUGCAGAUUUAAGUCAUCAUCCGAAAUUCAUUCCAAAGUUCAUUGAACUACAAGCAAAAGAAGACUACGAUAUUGUUUCUGGUACAAGGUAUAGCGGUGAUGGUGGUGUUUUUGGUUGGGAUUUCAAGCGCAAGCUGAUUUCGCGUGGCGCUAAUUUCCUUUCGCAAAUCUUACUACGUCCAAACGCUUCCGAUCUGACGGGGUCUUUUCGCCUAUACAAGAAGAAUGUGCUUGAGAAAUGCAUUGCCAGUUGUGUUUCAAAGGGUUACGUGUUCCAAAUGGAGAUGUUAGUACGCGCUCGCCAGCACGGAUACAGUAUUGGUGAAGUGCCGAUAACAUUCGUAGAUCGUUUAUAUGGCUCUUCGAAGUUGGGUGGGACAGAAAUUAUACAAUUUGCCAAAAAUUUGUUGUACUUAUUUGCUACAACGUGAGAAUGUAUUAGUAAUAUAUACAAUUUUCGUAAUAAAAGCGUAAAACUUUAAAAAGAA
Molecule: messenger RNA, 897 nt
Organism: Zeugodacus cucurbitae (melon fly)
Lineage: Eukaryota; Metazoa; Arthropoda; Insecta; Diptera; Tephritidae
Gene: Dpm1
Product: dolichol-phosphate mannosyltransferase subunit 1
Exons: 3
Coding region: 115-840 (241 amino acids)
Biological process (GO): GPI anchor biosynthetic process; protein O-linked glycosylation via mannose
Cellular component (GO): endoplasmic reticulum membrane
Molecular function (GO): dolichyl-phosphate beta-D-mannosyltransferase activity
Source: RefSeq, a predicted model, not a curated record